Rubroshorea leprosula is the source of this 1616-nucleotide messenger RNA. Lineage: Eukaryota; Viridiplantae; Streptophyta; Magnoliopsida; Malvales; Dipterocarpaceae. The record is from the annotation of a GenBank genome assembly.
AAAAUUAGUAAAAAAAAAAAAAAAAGAAAAGAAGGAGAAGAAGAAGAAAAGUUAGGAUGCCAUUUGCCACAUCACACUUCCGUUUUGACUUAACGUCAAAGGCUAACACGGUAGGACCAUGUAAAGGGCAUCGCUCAUGUGAGUGUAAAUUUACUUUACCAAGAUGGAGACCCCGAGCUGCUCUGGUGGAAGCCAGACCCAAAGCCAAUGGUUCGGUGGCGGUGCAAUUGUUUCGAGCGGAUAGAGCCGAGGAUUUACAAGCGGAGGCCAGGGCCAUGGCACGCGCCGCCAAUGCUUCCGUUUAUAGCCCCGAACUUCUGUCUCGCAAGUACGGCUCACGCCCCAUCCAGGCAUUGCAUAGGACUCUGGAAAUUGUGGUAGCCCUAGGUUCAUUUGCUUUUGAACUCUUGCUCGAUCAAAGGUACGGGACGUUGGAUCAAUAUAAGAGAAAGCGAGCUGCUGAACUGAGGAGGAUUUUUACUAGGUUAGGGCCUACUUUUGUAAAAUUAGGUCAGGGUUUGUCCACCAGGCCGGAUAUCUGCUCACCUGAGUAUCUUGAGGAGCUCUCACAGCUUCAGGAAAAGAGGAAUGUCAAUAGUUUGGAGGACAACUUCUCUUGUGAUGGAGGAAGUUCUGCCAGUUUAGGACAGGUUUACAAAGCCCAACUCAAGUAUUCUGGUCAAAUUGUAGCAGUCAAGGUGCAACGUCCUGGUAUUGAAGAGGCUAUUGGUCUCGACUUUUAUCUCGUAAGAGGACUUGGGUUACUCAUUAAUAAGUAUGUGGACAUAAUAACCAGUGAUGUUGUUGCGCUCAUUGAUGAAUUUGCCCGCAGAGUUUAUCAAGAGCUCAACUAUGUGCAGGAAGGACAAAAUGCGAGGAGAUUCAGAAUGUUGUAUGCUGACAAGAAGGACAUCCUUGUUCCAGAUAUCUUUUGGGAUUACACUAGUGGAAAAGUGUUGACGAUGGAGUGGGUUGAUGGAGUUAAACUGAACGAGCAAGAUGCCAUUGAGAGACAGGGUCUGAAGGUGUUGGAUCUGGUGAAUACAGGAAUUCAGUGCAGCCUGAGGCAGCUACUUGAGUAUGGAUAUUUUCAUGCAGAUCCUCAUCCUGGCAAUCUUUUGGCAACACCUGAUGGAAAACUUGCUUUUCUUGAUUUUGGAAUGAUGAGUGAAACCCCAGAAGAAGCAAGAUCUGCUAUUAUUGGUCAUGUUGUUCACAUGAAGCAUAAUGGACAGGUCCUUCAACAACCCAAAGCACGUAAUCUAGGAGGCCGUGUUGUUGGUGGCAUCAGUCAGCGUUUAGCAGCACGGUUACUGCAACAAGUUCUUCGAACUCCAACAACAGUUUCCACAUCGAUUUCUUGAGUCAUGAGUAUCGGACUUCCAACGGGUUAUGAAUGUUUCAAAUGCUCUUAGUUUUUUCUGCAAAUCUUUCCUCUGUUAGGUUUUUUUGGCAGGAAAGGAAUUGUGAAAAAUAAAAUAUCUAAGAUACACGAGGACAAGUAAUACCUCAAAGAAAUCUUUGUGAUUAUUUAAAUUGUUCCACACCUUUGUUUUUGAUUAUUUACAUUGUCUCCUAAUGUUUAUUAUGUUGUAAAAUAAAAGAAAAAUAAUAGA